UCAAAAGACUGACGCAUGUUAAUAACUGCCUGAGAACACCGUUGCGCCCUCCACAGACAAAGACACAACCAAACUAUACAACAAUGAUGCGGCGACAUAUGUGAUUUUGAUAACCUCUCGUCCCGACACCAAUUUCGUCAUGGGCCGUGUCAUCCUGUUUCUUUUCGCACUCCUACACAGCCUGCCACUGAUCAUCGGCGCCGAGGUCACCCAUAAAACACAAGAUCAACAUGCGGUCGUUGCUCAGGCAGAGAUAGCUUCCGGUGGAGGGGAUGGUGGCCAGUCCGCCACGGCUAGGGAGCCUGGUGCGGACCUAGUCGAUGCUGCCGUCCACGAACUUCGAAAGAUCCAAGGCCCUGCUCACAACAACCGGAAGAAGCGGCCCGGGUUUUUUGGUGUAGUCGCCCGGCAUGUUCUGGGUGCCCUGCCAACCUUUCGCUUGACUGCGCCAACGCCCUCGAGCUCCUCGAGAGCUCCCACCGGACAGCUAGCCGAGGCUAUCAAGUUGCUCGAGGAGUCAGCUGGCAAAAACAAUUCCGAUGCUCUAUAUCUCCUCGCCGAGAUGAGCUUCUACGGCAACUUCUCCCACCCAAUCGACCUGCCCCGCUCGUACAACUACUACCAGCGCCUGGCCGAUACCACGGGCAAUAGCUCCGCAAUGUACAUGGUUGGUCUGAUGUACUCGACCGGAGUCGGUCGUGCAGUGGAGUCCAAUCAGGCCAAGGCUUUGCUCUACUACACUUUCGCCGCCCUCCAGGGCCACACUCGUGCCGAGAUGGCGGUCGGCGCAAGACACUCGGCAGGGAUCGGCACGCCCAAGAACUGCGAGCAGGCAUGCAAGUUCUACAAGCGGGUGGCAGACAAGGCGGUUGCCUGGUACCGGUCUGGGCCUCCGGGUGGCAUGAGCUGGUCCGUAGAGUCGCAUCGGAUUUCCGAUGACUUUGGCGGUGUAUACGGCGAAGGCGCGAGUGUUUCGAGUGCAGGCAUCAAUGGCAUCAACGCGCGCAGCCAAUUCAAUGAACAUGCAUCCAUCGCGGACAUCAUCGAGUACCUUGACUUGAUGGUCCACAAGGGCGACUUCCAGGCGUCUUUCAAUCUUGGACGUAUCUACUACGAGGGGCAACGAGGUCUAGAUCGAGACUUGGUAGCGGCUAGGAGGUACUUUCGCAAAGUAGUUAACAAGUACUGGGUGAAGGGAGGUGGUGUCAUCGAUAAUGCGCCAUCGCAACUCGAGGUAGUUGCAAGCAAAGCUGCAGGGUACCUUGGCAGGAUGUACCUUAGGGGAGACGGAGUCGAACAGGACUUUGAAAGGGCCAGAUUCUGGUUCAAUCGUGGUAUCAAGCUCGGCGAGGCACAAUCACAGUUCGGACUAGGGAUGAUGCUUUUGCAUGGCUACGGCCAACCGAAGAACCUUGCCAGGGCCACCGAGUUAUUGAAGGCCGCUGCUGGCCAAAACCACGCAUCGGCAAACGUGCAGCUAGGAGCUCUGUACCUCGACCAGGGCGGUCCUGAGGACAUUCGCGCUGCUAAUGACUGUUUUGAGCAAGCUGCUCGGUAUGGAAACAUCGAGGCGCAAUACUACCUCGCUGAGAUGAUAUCUCACGGCGUGGGUCGCGAUAGAAGCUGUACCCAAGCGCUGAGUUUCUACCGAAGCGUAGCGGAGAAGGCUGAGCCAGUUGUGUCGUCCUGGCUAAGCGCGAACCAUGCCUACGAGGAUGGUGACAUCGAGGCUGCGUUCCUGCAAUACCUGGGAACUGCCGAACAAGGCUACGAGAAGGCACAGAACAACGUGGCAUUCCUCCUCGACGCACAAAAGUCGUUGCUGCCACUCCCAGACUGGCUUACGCGCAAGUCGCCGACCCCCAAGCUACUACAAGACCCCUCGCUCGGCCUGAUAUACUGGACGCGCUCCUCUCGCCAGGGAAAUAUCGACUCGCUGGUCAAGAUGGGCGACUACUACCUUCAGGGGACUGGAACGGAGCCGGACGUGGACAAGGCGGUCCAGUGCUAUCAGGGUGCGGCAGAUUACCACCAGAGUGCCCAGGCGCUUUACAAUCUCGGCUGGAUGCACGAGCAUGGCAUCGGACUCGACCAGGACUAUCACCUCGCCAAGCGUUACUACGAUGAGGCACUCAUGACAAAUGAUGAAGCUUACUUGCCAGUUACUCUCGCUCUUUUCAAGCUGAGGGCGAAGAGUGCAUGGAAUACCCUCACCAACGGAGGGAUUAACUCGAUUCAGGACGAGCCUGUACAAGGCAAAGACUGGUCUUGGGGCGAAUGGGUGGCCAAUUUCCUAAGGGAAGAUUAUUUUUUCGAGGAUGACGCCCACUUUGACGAGAACUUUGAUCACACCAUGCCAGGUGGUGAUGCGGCGUUGCCAGCCGAGUUGGACGAGGGACUCAUGGAGACGCUCAUCAUCCUGGGACUAGCCGCAGCGCUUGCGUUUCUUGUUUACUACAGGCAGCAUCGUCAACAGCAGCAUCGGGAGGAGAAUGCUAGGAGGUUGGGUGCAGCGAUUCAACAGCAGGCACUGCAGCAACAAGCAGGAGUAAUGGGAGGAGCCGCAGGAGCUGGAGGACAUGUUCAAGCCGAUGACAGAGGCGUAUUCCCACCGCCGGAUGACCCUGAGUUUAGGCAGUGGGUUGCUGGAGGAGUUGGCCAUUAGGCGGGGGAUAUUGAGACCAAUUGUACAUGAUGACAUUAUGGCUUUUCAUUCUAGAUUUUGCCUUGUUUUUCUGGAGGUUAUAACAUAGCAGUCGUGUCUUCACCUGUGAAAAGACUUGGAUUUUGUUGAACAGAAAGACAUGAGGCAUCUUGUACUGUCCUGGUAAACAUGACCAAGGAAUGUCUAGAAAUUAUCAC
Messenger RNA from Pyricularia grisea, 2862 nucleotides. RefSeq lists its product as uncharacterized. The coding region runs from base 140 to 2665 and encodes 841 amino acids. Gene Ontology annotation, molecular function: protein binding. The record is from RefSeq and is a predicted model, not a curated record. NCBI's taxonomy places the organism in Eukaryota, Fungi, Ascomycota, Sordariomycetes, Magnaporthales, Pyriculariaceae. Gene Ontology annotation, biological process: ERAD pathway. The transcript is spliced from 3 exons. Gene Ontology annotation, cellular component: endoplasmic reticulum membrane.